UUCUUACUCCCGUUGGCAUGCCGACGGUGUCCAACAGAGCAGCGCCCUCUGCCCGCAUGAUCCUCACCAAGGGAGAGCUGACACUCAGGGAUCGUCAUGGAAACGCGGCCGGCGACAGCGUGUCCGGCUUCGUCCAGGUGGCGCUAGUCAGCGAUGAGGGCGCCACUGAGUUGCCGCAAUUCUUCGGAGAUGUGUCGUCGCUGGAAGUGCCUCUUGUCUCUGGCCGCGCCCCACCUUGAUGAUCUGCAGAUCGCGGAGAAUUCUCAGGGUCGCGACGGGAAGUACGCCCUGCGUUUCACGGCGCGGUGUUUGUACGCCGCCCAAUUCCGUCCCCUCGACAUCCCGUUCCUGUUCUACAAUGAUACGAGGAAGCGGGCUGAGAUGGCGUCGUUGUCACGGCAACGCGAUGAACUGAUGGCGGCCGUCGGCAAGCAGCAGCGCCACGUGGACGCGAGCGAGCGACGAGCGAGGCAGCUGAAACUGGCGUAUGACGAGGUGUCGGCGAACGAGUUGAAGCUGCGGAGAGAGCUGCUCCGGAGGAACGUUCCCACUGCUCAGCUUACCGGCGACGUGAGGAUUCUGGACGACUUCAUCGAGCUGCGGAUGAAGAUGCGGGCCAACAUUGAGAAGAAGCCGAUCAGGAAGUGCGGCCUGUCUCCGGCGCCACGCGACGCCGACGUCAUCGGCAACGUGGCGCAUCUUGCCACGGUGGUGGACGACGGGGCCGCGCGCGUGCUCUCCUGGCACCUGAUCUCCGACAUGGAAUGCGUCGUCACGGCAACGACGGCGAAGGCGAUGGAGCUUUACAAAGACGAUACCCGGGACGGACGGCAGGAGCUGCUGGCGCUAGACUCCAUCUACAGGAAGGCACUGCCGAACUGGAAGCAACAUGUGAGCGCGGUCUUUGAUCAGUGUUCUGUAGCACAGGGCGUACGAGCUCUUCCUCACGUCAAACACAGUGCGAAGUGGAAGCCUCAGGGAAACCCCCUCAUCUUGGUUUCCGGGGCAGUAGCAAAAGGAAAUUAUGUGGUCUUCAGCAUGCUGCUCGGCGACACGAUCAUCGUUGACACGCUGCAGGACGCGACGGCGUACCGCGCAGCGGUCAGCGGCGCCACCUACUGCCCGACGCUACUGACGCGCGACGGCCACCGCAUGCGCAGCAACGGCAAGUUUGGCGGUGCGAGUAAUCGCGCGUGGUCGCUCGAGCGUCUGCGCGGGGUCGUGUUCGCGGCGCCGCUGCCGCUCGCCCACGCCGCGCUCAGCGAGGACGUAG
This is a messenger RNA of Priapulus caudatus, 1273 nucleotides long. RefSeq names its product structural maintenance of chromosomes flexible hinge domain-containing protein 1-like. Gene Ontology annotation, molecular function: protein binding; ATP binding. Gene Ontology annotation, biological process: double-strand break repair; chromosome organization. The record is from RefSeq and is a predicted model, not a curated record. Gene Ontology annotation, cellular component: chromosome. NCBI's taxonomy places the organism in Eukaryota, Metazoa, Priapulida, Priapulimorpha, Priapulimorphida, Priapulidae.